UCAGUUUGCCCUGGUGGUGCAGGAGGGAAGCCGGGGCCACAGAUACUGUAGGUGUUUGUCAGUCACAUCCCGGAGCCCAGAGGAGCGCGCACUCAUUGCAGCUCAGCAGCGCGACCCCGUCCCACUGACACAUCUUUAUCCGCACCCGGCCGGACUAUGCGCCUCUCCUGCAUCUCCCCUGUAAUAAUUGCGCUACUGUGCGGCCUGCUGCCUCUGGCUUCCCCCGGGAACGCGGAGAAAUGGCCCGCUCAGAGCAUAACUCCCAGUGAUCCUGAAGAAAAUGACAGAAGCAUACAUAGCAACACAGUCACUAAGGAGACUAUUGAAAUACCAGGCUGGUCAUCAGAAACGAAGAAGACGAAAAUAUUGAUCAGCAACGCUACAAGCGUGAGACUAGAAUGCAAACUCUCCAGUGAUUCUGGUGAUUGUGACGUCGCCUGGCAACAUGGAAGUGAAAAGUUGCUUAAUGCCACUAAUACAUCAGAAAAUAAAUGCCACACAGUCUAUGAAUUCCAAUUAUCAGACCCUACAAAGAUUGGAACCUAUAGCUGUAUUUUUAACAGAAGUUCAGAAGUUAGAGCUGAGUUUCAUAUAACAGUACCUCCAGUAAAGGGUGCAGACAAACCCUUCGUUACUUAUAACGGAGAUUCCAUUGUCAUGAAAUGUGAUAGUUCCAAGUACAACCCAAUAGAAUGGAUCUGGUACAAAGUUAACGAAAGUGAAAAGGUUCAAUUAAAUAUGUCUCAAGGCUCAACCAAGUAUGUUCUUGAACACAAGCGAGCCAAUGAAACGAAGCUGCACGUUUCAGACCUAUCUGAGGAGGACGAUGGGACCUACAUUUGCAAGGCUGUUUUUAAAGUGGGAGAAAGUGAAGGCCACGUCAAGCUUAGUGUUCUCAGCUACAUGGUUCCUCUCAAGGUCUUUUUUAUAAUAGCAGCUGAAGUGGCCGUCCUGGUCACUGUUAUAUUGAUCUAUGAGAUGCAAACCAAAAAGAAACAAUCUCAGCCAGAAGAUCAGAAUGACACGGAGCAAGCGGAGAACCUAAAAUCAGAGGAAAGCGAUAGCGCUGAAACCAGCACUGCGAGGCAACGCAAAGUUUAACCCGCUGCAUAAAAUAUAAAGAAUCAUCUUGAUAAGGAGCCUUCAGUCAGAUGGCAAUACUGUCAAAUACAAACGACCCUCUACUUUCAUAACUCAAGUAAUUCCAUGUAUUGUAAAGAAAUCCUGGAUGAUGAGGUUACCAGAUGCAUUACCUAUUCCAACUAGCCUUAUUAUGCAUAUUCUUUCUCCUUGGCUUUAUCCAUGUAUAUGACUUCAGGGUUAGAGCUCUUUUAUGCAUUCUUCUUGUAUAUAGUAGCAAUUAUACUAGUUACUUACAUAAAUUAAUUAUUGAAGUACAGAUGGAACAAACUUCAAUGAUUGAAUGUGGUGCACCUUUCAUUUCAGUAUAGCUCUGUGUACCAGAUCUUCAUUUAAGACUGGUCUACCUAUAGCUUUGAUGCUUACACCCUGGCCUCACCAAGGGAUGCUUUCUUCAUAGUGUAACUAUAGCAAGGUGCAUUAGUAAAUGGAUACUUUCUGAACCUCCCAAGGUAUGAGGUUUCAAGAUAGUUUGGAAAUAACUGCUUUAUAGGUAAAUUGCUCAGGAACAAAGUCAGCAUUGACACAGCUUAAAUUGUGUGUGAGUUCAUGUAUGUUAUCUUAUUAUUUAAUACACAUCAAACAGCUCUGUAUACUGUGGUUUUGUAGUGAGGCUACUAUCUCAUGAACUUGCAACUUUUAAAAAUGCAGCUUCCUCCCUCCCUCCCCUCCCCUCCCUCUCUCCCCUCCCCUCCCUCUCUCCCCCUUCAUCCCUCCCAC
Messenger RNA from Xenopus laevis (African clawed frog), 1860 nucleotides. RefSeq names its product embigin L homeolog (gene emb.L). The transcript has 9 exons. The record is from RefSeq and is a predicted model, not a curated record. Gene Ontology annotation, biological process: axon guidance; homophilic cell-cell adhesion; dendrite self-avoidance. Gene Ontology annotation, cellular component: plasma membrane; axon. Bases 157 to 1101 code for a protein of 314 amino acids. Lineage: Eukaryota; Metazoa; Chordata; Amphibia; Anura; Pipidae. Gene Ontology annotation, molecular function: cell-cell adhesion mediator activity.